ACAGAAGCCAACGAUGUCUAUCAUGUCUCUGCCCCUCAGGCGGGAACCUCUGGCAUCCUGCAGGCCCCGAACCACACUGGGACUAUCCAAGAAAUAGCAGUCGGUUUGUAUUGCCCAUCUCCAGGCUUCGUGAACAGAGGAGACAUUAUGCCCACGUUCGUACUCUACUUCAGCGAUGUUGGAGAUGGCAGUCGCGUCACGGCAAAGUUCACAGGGUUCGGAACAGUCAAUCUGUUCAGCAACAGCAGUCGAGGCCUGUAUGUUCAAUCGCUACGCAGUGCAGUAUAUACAUGGCUGGCAGCAUCAUCAUGGAAGGACCCGUCUUUCGCCAGCUUGACGAAUUGCAGAUGCUUGAGAUCGAUCCACGGCUCCAGGUCCUCGCUCGUUCGUCCCCUGAAGACAAGAAGAUACUGGUGGAGAAGCUUUAUGCACUCGGGGAGAUCGUUGCCGUCACUGGCGAUAGUCCAAAUGACGGACCUGCUCUCAAAACAGCGCACGUAGGAUUCUCCAUGGGCAUAGCAGGGACAGAAGCAACCAAACAGGCGUCCAACAUCAUUCUGAUGGACGACAACUUCUCUUCCAUCGUCAAGGCAAUCAUGUGGAGUCGUUGCAUGAACGACGCAAUUUGGAAAUUCCUACAGUUCCAGAUCUCCACCAACAUUACUGCUGUGGUGAUCACUUCCGUGACCGCCAUCGCUUCUAGUUCUGAGAGAUUGGCGCUGUCAGCUGUUCAGCUGUUGUGGAUCAAUAUCAUCAUGGACACAUUCACUGCGCUUGCACUUGCCACGGACCCUGCAUCGUUGGCGUUACUCAACUGGACACCUGAUAAGCAGACAGCACCACUUUUCACUGUGAACAUGUACACACAGAUCUUGUUGUAA
Suillus discolor is the source of this 881-nucleotide messenger RNA. Its product is annotated as HAD-like domain-containing protein. The transcript has 3 exons. Gene Ontology annotation, cellular component: membrane; intracellular membrane-bounded organelle. The coding region runs from base 291 to 881 and encodes 196 amino acids. Gene Ontology annotation, biological process: intracellular calcium ion homeostasis. Gene Ontology annotation, molecular function: ATP hydrolysis activity; P-type calcium transporter activity; ATP binding. The record is from RefSeq and is a predicted model, not a curated record. NCBI's taxonomy places the organism in Eukaryota, Fungi, Basidiomycota, Agaricomycetes, Boletales, Suillaceae.